AAGCUCCAGUGGUUCGUGAAUAAUGUCUGUAUGUGCAACAUGCGGUCUCUACUUUAUGGACAUUUUGUAUGAAGGAGUUGAAGUACAUGAACCAGGAACAGGGAUACUGUUUCACUGCAACAACUGCUAUUAUUCCUGGCAAGAGUCUGAGCAGCGACGCCUAUCUGCUAAGAGUGAAGUUGACCCUAAUAAACGGUCGGUGUGGUAUUACGAGCCGUUGAUACGCGAUGUUCCUAUAAGGAAUAUGGAUAGGAAGGGUCACUACGAUGAAGUGAAGAACUUUAAUUCGCUGUGUUUUAGAACUAUUUUACCAUGUACUGACCUACAACUCUAUCGUUGUUCAAAGAGUGAGGGUUUGGAAGAUUCCGCAUCACCGGAGUCUACUAGUCUGCUGAGGGAGUUCGUUACUGCUGGUGGACUCUACUCGGGUGACAAGGCGCCCGUGGUCGAUCUGAAACCUCGCUUCGAUGUGGAUGCUGUUAAAGCAAGACCAUGGGGAGAUGGUUACGAUCCGGAAACUGGGGAUGACAUACUGAGUUUCGAGUUCCUGGGCUCAGUAGAGAUGCUCACCCGAGGGAAGAGGAAGGAAGACUGGUCGUUCCGGUUUGGAUAUUCUGAUGGAGUGUGUAUAGAUUGGAAUUCCUUGGAGUUUGAAGUACCCGAAGAUGUACUCAUCACAGAUGACGGAGAUGAGGAGCUGGGGCUGUGGGCACCACCGGAGGUUCUCUGUCCGCCCUGGAUGAAGAACAGAUUUACUUACUACACCUCAGAGCUGUUGUCCUACGAUAUUGGACGGCCUAGUAUUAAUGGUCAACCUGAUGCUAGCGGUCAGGGUACCCCUCCAGAGGGUAAGAUAGGCCCUUUUACGAGAAGGAAGAGAUUACCGUCUUCGUAUCGCCCAACAUCUGGGUCGAUGUUGCUACCUAAGGGGAUGGUGACACCGAACAGGAAGGGUAGUAUUUCUACGCUUGCGGCGAGCCCUGUGACACCAGGGAGUGUCACCCCUGCUACGAGUAAAGCAACCCCGAAGGCAGUGACGGCAUCUGGUGGGGGCAAGUCUCCGUCUGGCACCCCGAGCCGAACAGAGGCUAGUAUGGCCGCUCUGAAGGAGAAGUUAGCAGGAUUUCAAUUUAAUAUCGGAGGUUUCAUAACCCGUUUCACGUGA
Messenger RNA from Perkinsus marinus ATCC 50983, 1165 nucleotides. RefSeq lists its product as hypothetical. Lineage: Eukaryota; Perkinsozoa; Perkinsida; Perkinsidae. Bases 23 to 1165 code for a protein of 380 amino acids. The transcript has 12 exons. The record is from RefSeq and is a predicted model, not a curated record.